CACGAAUCCGGAGGGAGGAUUCAUCACUCCACACUACAAAGACCAUCUCCAAGUCCACACAAAAACUCUCUCCAAAUUUCAUCAAAGAUGCCAUCCGCGAAACCCUUCGCGAACGCCGCCGGUAUGCUGAGAACCCGCCUGAGCUCCGGCCUCCGCACGCGAGGAGGCCAUGGCCCCAACCCUUUCCUCACUCCCGGCCACCAGGAGCGCCCCAACGGCUACCUCUUCAACCGGACCCCGCUGCCCCCCGGACAGUCCCGCAAGUGGGAGGAUUGGGAGCUCCCCUGCUACGUCACCAGCUUCCUCACCAUCGUCAUCCUCGGCGUCGGCCUUAACGCCAAGCCCGAUCUCACAAUCGAGACCUGGGCCCACGGUGAAGCUCUUAAACGCCUCGAACAAGAGUCCAGUGAUGAUUCCGAUUGAAAGAUUGGUGGAUCCAUCUGCAUCUGCGAUUUGUCAAUUAGGGCUUUUAGAGGAAGGCCGCUGAUGCUGAUCCUGAUUGUUGAUAUUCUCUGGUGUAGUUGUUGGAAAAAUAAGUGUUUCUAUUUAAUUCUUGACUUGAAUCGAUAACACUACGAUUUUGUUUCGGAAUUACCUUAAUCUAUGCUCAACUUCAAUAUACAUAUAUUUUCUCAGCCUGCUAAUGACAA
This is a messenger RNA of Ipomoea nil (Japanese morning glory), 650 nucleotides long. RefSeq lists its product as uncharacterized. The record is from RefSeq and is a predicted model, not a curated record. Bases 88 to 423 code for a protein of 111 amino acids. Lineage: Eukaryota; Viridiplantae; Streptophyta; Magnoliopsida; Solanales; Convolvulaceae. The transcript has a single exon.